Hemisphaericaspora subhashii is the source of this 1173-nucleotide messenger RNA. RefSeq lists its product as uncharacterized. The transcript has a single exon. Lineage: Eukaryota; Fungi; Ascomycota; Pichiomycetes; Serinales; Debaryomycetaceae. Bases 1 to 1173 code for a protein of 390 amino acids. The record is from RefSeq and is a predicted model, not a curated record.
AUGAGAAGAAAACAACAAACCAAAAUUAUUCCUUCACCACCUCCUGCAAAUGAGGAGAGUAAUAAUGAGGAGAACAACAAUGAGGAGAACGAUAUUAAUAUGGAUUCUCAACAUGAUAAUUCAGAAUCUAAUUUAGAAAAUAAUUCAAAUAACAACGCUCAAAACCAAGAUACAAAUGAACCAAAUGUUCAGACAAAUUCUUCACAUUCUACAACUCCACCCCACCCCUUUCCAUUAAUUCAACACCAAACUCAAAAUCAACCUAAUUUGGAAACAACCCAAACAAUUUUCGCCGCAUUUUCUGAAAUGGCAAAGUAUAUUACAAUGCCUAUCCGCAAUAGUCAAGCUUUAACAUCAGUUAAUCAUAUGGCAACUCAAGCCAAAUUUGAAAAAUUUAAUGGCAAUAAUAGUAAAGUGGCAUUCCAACUUUUGAGACAAUUAGAACAAUCAAUAAACAACUUUGAAUCAGUAAAAGGUGAUCCACUUAACCUGUUAGAAUUUAUGGCGAUUUCGGUUGCACAUUUUGAAGGUGCGGGGUUGGAUAUGGUUAUAGACUUUAUUAAUUCUGAAGCACUGAAUAUUACUUCAAAUAAACUUUUAGAUUUCAUCAGAACUCAAUUAGUCGAUCCUAAUUUGGAAUUUAACUUAUCAGGAGAAUUGUACAACUUUAAACAAAUGUCUAACUUUAAAGCUUACAAACAAAGUUUUCUAAAGUUAAUCAACAAAUUUCCACAACCUUAUCUGAAUGAAUUGGAGAAAUUUAUCGUUCAUCAAUUUGUUGAAAAAGCUACACCUGGCAAUAGGUCAUAUUUGAGGGCUCAUUGCAAAACAAUAACUGAUAUUAGAUCUAUCAAUUUAUCAGAAGAACUUCUCAAAUCAGAUUCCAAUCAUUUCAACAAGCAAAAUAAGAAACGUUUUAGAUCAUCAAAUGACAAUUCUGAUACUACUACUUCAACUGGUCAAAGUUCUACCAAAUCCAGUUCAUCAGCUUCACUUACUGAUGGUUCUCCACCUGCCAAAAAGAAACGUGUUUUCUGUAAGAAACACAAUUCAUGGGGUUAUCAUACUACUUCUGAAUGUCGUAUCGGCUCAUCAUCAUCUUCAAAACUGGCACCCAGAUCCAAGUCUAAGACCGUCGAUAAGGAUACUACGGAGGAGAAUUCAAAAAAAUAA